Messenger RNA from Durio zibethinus, 1290 nucleotides. Its product is annotated as ribonuclease 3-like protein 1. Gene Ontology annotation, molecular function: double-stranded RNA binding; siRNA binding. The record is from RefSeq and is a predicted model, not a curated record. Lineage: Eukaryota; Viridiplantae; Streptophyta; Magnoliopsida; Malvales; Malvaceae. Gene Ontology annotation, biological process: regulation of regulatory ncRNA processing; siRNA processing. Gene Ontology annotation, cellular component: RISC complex; nucleus; RISC-loading complex.
GAAUUCGAGAUUCUUUUUUUUUUGACAAAAGACUCAAAUCCAAUCUCAAAUGAAGUGACACAUUGUUAACGAAUAAUACUUUAGAAUUAUUCUAAUUCUAGUACUACAAAUUAAACUAUAUGCAUUUUGCCUUCGCUCAAAGUCAAAGGCAAUGGCAAACUGUCACAGAAGUUAAAGAAUUCCGUUCAUCCCAGGAAACUUUUUCAUUUUGAAUUUAGACAGAACAAGCAAGCGUUGGUUAUUUUUGCCCUUCUACGCACCACGAUUUAUUACCGUCCCACCUGUCUCAUUUGCUAUCUCUCAAGGUAUGUUUUGGUAAGAGAGAGAGAGUUCAUGAAAUUGUCUCCCACUUUUAUCAACCCAAAAAUGGAGAAGACGAAAAGCAACAAAAAACCUCAGAGAUUCAUUGUCAAUCUCAAGAACCUUCCUCCUAUCGAUCCUUCAAUCAUCAUCCCACUCUAUCAGGAUAAAUAUGAGAACGCCAGUUCCAGAAAUGAACCUAAUGUACCGAGGCCAGGCUCCAAAGAAGGAACAAAGCUGUUAGAAUUUGAUCAGGUACCCAGAAAAGCAGGCAUGGCUGACAGAAAUUUAAGACAGAAUAUGGAGGUCGAGGAAGACUUUUGUUUAUCUUCAACCAAGUUAAUAGACCCCAACAGCACCAAGGACUUCAACUUCAACAAGGAGAAUGAGAUUUGCCAUAGUAACUUUGCUGUUGAAGAUGCUUUGAAAACGGCAUCAGCCAAAUCACAGUUGUAUGAGAUAUGUUCUGCAAACAAAUGGAACUUUCCAUUGUAUGAAUGCUGCAAGGAGGAAGGCCCUUCCCAUAGGAAAUUAUUCACUUUCAAGGUUGUUGUUGAGAUAAAAGAAGCAUCGACGACUACGAUUUUGGAGUGCUUUAGUGAUCCUCAUUCGAAGAAGAAAAUGGCAGCAGAUCAUGCAGCUGAAGGGGCUUUGUGGUACUUGGAACAUGUUGGGCAUUUUCCUCCCAUCAAGCGGUCAAAAGCCUCUUGAUUCGUAGGAUCAGCAAAAUCACACCAGCGGUUGUUUCUUUCCUUUUCUAAUAGAAGGUAAUUACAGGGAAUCUUCAACUUGUGCCUAUUUCUCUUUUGAUCAAGGGGAUUUAGGGGAAUGGGGAUGGCUGGGAUCCAAUCCGUGCCUUCUUUAGUCUCAACGAUCCGAAUGUCUUAUUAUUUCUCAUUUUUAGUAAUAAUACAUUGCUUAAAGCAUUGUAAAAUGCAUGUAAAUCAUUAUAAAUCUUUCAUGUAAACAAACAAAAAGGGAAAUAAAAGA